Molecule: messenger RNA, 420 nt
Organism: Lactuca saligna
Lineage: Eukaryota; Viridiplantae; Streptophyta; Magnoliopsida; Asterales; Asteraceae
Source: the annotation of a GenBank genome assembly
AUGCUCAAACGAGUCGAUCCUACGAACACAGUCUUUGUGACUUACUUGCAAACAAUUGAUACAACUGUUGAAACUGGAACUCUUUUGGAAAGGGAAGAGACAAAGUUCAAAUGUACGAAGAAGACUGAUGCUGGUUCUUCUGAGAAACAAAUCAAAGAGUCUAAAUCUACAAAGGUUACAAAGAAGUUACCAGUUACUGAAGCAGAGCCAAUAAUACCCGAAGUUUCAAUUGUUGAUACACCAUUAACUCAAAAAGAAAUUAUUCCUUCGAAGACCGGUGUUUUUCAAAGAAUCAAAAUGAAAUCCAAGCACAAGAGCCGAUCUCCACUCACAAAUGUCGUACGAAAGCCACAUGUUAAUCAUCAGGGAGUCCUAAUUCGUGAAAUUCCAGCGCCCGUUUCUCCAUCCUCAAAGAAAUGA